Manihot esculenta (cassava) is the source of this 2187-nucleotide messenger RNA. RefSeq lists its product as uncharacterized. NCBI's taxonomy places the organism in Eukaryota, Viridiplantae, Streptophyta, Magnoliopsida, Malpighiales, Euphorbiaceae. The record is from RefSeq and is a predicted model, not a curated record. The transcript has 4 exons. The coding region runs from base 1 to 2187 and encodes 728 amino acids.
AUGUUCGUGUCUAAUCUUAGGGAUAUUCAAGAUACAGCUUCUGACGUCAAGAUGGACCAGAUCAAGCCCCCAAAGAACUUAGUUCUAUCCCGGGAGAGCAUGAACGCCGCCUUAGAUGCCCUUCGGGCUGGACUCCAUGUGUCUGAGGUCGCUGAAGAAGUGGCUCAGAUUGUUUCUUCUAGGAAGGUUAGCCGACCUCCUGCCAGAGCUUCCUCUCGAGCUCCUAAGCCGAGCUCCUGCGGUGCCGGAUCCUCUAGGCCAUCUAGCCGUGGCAGGUCGACCUCGGCUCCUAAACCUGCCCAGGAGUCUAGAUCCAAUCAAGCUUUCAUAGAGGAGGUGAGGGAAGCUCCACGGGUCAUUGCGAAGCAGACAGAAGACAUUGAACAGGCAAGGUCGGAUCUUGCUCUUUCUUCCGAGGAGGUGCUAGGGGGAAGGUUUGGGUCCCCCAUUAUUGAAGAGGAAGCCCCAAGGAAGGGAAUGGAGGUCGUACUUGUGGAAGAGAAUGUCCUGGAGGCCCCUAUCGGAGAUGCCCCUGCCCCUGUGGGGACUGGAUCUGGAUCUGUUGACGGAGGCGUCACAGUGAAGACCGGGGACAAGCGUCUAGCCCCUCCUGAAAUAUCUCCCCCAACUCCUGCUCGGAAGAAGUCCAGGGCUUCCAAAGGAUCAGCUCCAGCCCUCCCUCCUAUUGGAAAGGAAAAAGAUGUCCCCGUAGUACCUCUGUUGUCUGCUCCUGACAACGAUAUUCUGAACGCGAAGGACAUCACCCACCAAUCUCUGGCCAGUGUAGUUGCCGAAAUCCUCAAAGAGCGGAUGUUUGGUGGCAUUACGGAGGCUUCAGAUCCAUGCCUGCUUGCCCUCACUGGUCUUCUAGCCAGUUCUACUAAGGAGCAAGCAGCGUUCCGAUCUCGACCUCGGGAGGAGCUCGAGGAUAUGAUUAGGGAGAUGCUUCUAAUGGCGCGUUUGGAGGAGAACUUGUCUGCCACCAGCGACGCCAGAGGCAAUCUCACGGCUGCUAGAGAGCACUCUGAAUCCCUCUGGCUUGAGCUACAUACAGCCUUGGAGGCUCUCAAGAGGGCUGAUGUGAGGGCCUCUGAGGCGCAGGAACACGCUAAAUCCCUGGAGGCGGAGUUGUCUCACACCCGAGGGGUCCUGAAGGAAUCUAAUGAGAGGGUAGCUGCAGCUGAGGUUCGCUGUGAGGAAGUUUUGAAGCAGUUGUCCUCCAUAGUGGAGACCCUUCGUGAGAGGAACGAGGCUAUAAGCCAAAAGGACGAGGUCCAGCGCCAAUAUGAGGCCCUGAAGGCUGAUUUCGAAGAAAUUCAGGCUCACAUUGAUAAGGUGGAGAUUCAAAAAGAGGGGGCUCUGGCUCAAGUGGAAAUCCUCGAGCAGGAGCUGAGUACGAGCUCUGAACGUAUCAGAGACCUGGCUUCAUCGGCGGAGGAGUCCAAACUUCAUAAUCAACAGCUCAGCCAUGAAGUCAGGACUUUAGAACGUAAAUGUUCAGCUCUGCUCGAGGAGACCAGACAUGCUGAGAACAAGAUCCAGCUGGAGUGUGAGAGGCGUCUAACGGAGUAUCAGGAGUCAGAUGAGCUAAAAAGGAAGAUUGAGCAGGCCUGUGAAGCUUACCUCCAAGAUUAUAAGGAUUCUCCUGAGCUGAAGGCAAUUAUAGCUGAGGCCUGUGAGUCACAACUUGCGGAGUAUAAAGCCUCUGAUGAGAUGAAGACUGCUGUUUGGCAAAAAGGCUUCCGCAUAUUCGCGACUGGCUUCAAUCGGGGUUUAAGAGAAGCCAGGCUUGCUCUUGAUAUCCCUCUAGCGAAGCUCCGAGUUGCUGAGGUGGACUCUGAUGGCGAAAAUGUGCUAUACGGGGAGGACGACUUUCCCUUGCCCAGAGGAACCUCUCGCAUUGCAGCUGAAUCUUCUUCAGAGGAAUCUGAGCUGGAUGGGGAAGGUGUGGACGUCCUCGAACUUGGGGAGGAUGACUUCGGUCCUCAAGAAGGGGAUGUAGAGCUAGGAGAGGAAGGUGCUAGUCCUUCAGGGCUGGAGACUGUGCCUUUUGUUGGCACUGAUGGGUCUGAGCUGGAGGAUGCCAGACCUCCUUCAGAUGUUAAUGUAAAUGUAAAUAAAGAUAGUAUAGGUGACGAUGUUCCUAGAAAUGUAAGUCCCUUAAGGACCUUUUUCCCUCAACCUUAG